GAGAGAGAGAGAGAGAGAGAGAGAGAGAGAGAGGGGGCAACUUUUUAGCAGAAAGCGCACAGAAACUCACCGCCGCUUCUCGAGACUGCAGGCAUCCGUCAGAAACAGCGCGCGCGUCUCCACAGAAACGGACCGUUAAAAUAUGUGAUUAUUUCCCCUUUCUGUCUCCGACAGGUGUCUUUAUUUUACAGAAGAACAAAGAUGAGAAUUCACUAUUCUGAAGCCACUUCCAUCGUCCUCAUCCUUCAGACGCUGUUGUGGGGCUUGAAGAGUCAAUGUGAGGAACCAAUAGAAAGCUCCAAACUCGACCUCUCUGUGAACUAUGAGCUCUCUCACUUUGUGUCUGACACUCCCAUACAGAAGCUGUUGGAAUUCAAUGGAACUGUGUAUGUAGGGGCUGUCGACAAGCUUUACGUCUUGUCGAAAGACCUCAAGAAGAUACAUGAAUAUAGUAAUACCGGACCGGUUCGUGAGGGUCAAGACUGUAGUGCACCAGAUCCAUGCAGUGGCUGCAAAAGCAAACCCCUAAACAUGAACAACACCAAUAUGGCCCUAUUGGUGGAGACUUUCUAUGAUCUUGAGCUCUUCAGCUGUGGUUCAGUUGGGAACGGCGUCUGCCGUCGUUACCUGUUAGAGGAUGGACCCCUGGAUGCGGAAAUUACUUGCAUGUAUUCGAAGAAGAACAAAGACAGCAGCCACGGUUGCCCGGACUGUCUGGUAGGACCUUCGGGCACUCAGAUCCUAAAUGUGAUGAGCAGCGGAGUUGUGAGGUUCUUCGUUGCAAACUCUGAGCCACUUGACUCGACCGUGCCACGUCUCCACCACACCAUCUCCGUUAGGAAGAUGCGAGAGACUCAAGACGGCUUUGAGUUCUUUUCUGAACAAUCCUACAUGGACUUGGCCCCAGGGCUGCGUGGGAACUACCCGCUGCGCUAUGUCUACUCUUUCCAGAGCGGCCCAUAUGUGUAUUUUCUCACUGUCCAACGAGAAGGUGGCAGCUCAAGUGCCCUCCACACAAGGAUCGUACGCAUGUGCUCUUCAGAUCCUGAGAUCUUGCGCUAUGUUGAAAUGCCCUUUGAGUGCAUUUACGCUGAGCGAAGAAGAAAGAAACGCUCGGCUGAAGUGGUUUUCAAUGUUCUCCAGGCUGCACAUGUGGCCAAAGUUGGCUAUGACUUUCAGCAGGAGAUGGGCCUGAAAGAAGGAGAGGACGUGCUGUUUGCUGCCUUUGCCCGCAGCAAACCAGACUCCCCGGAGCCCACGGCCAGCUCUGCCGUUUGCCUUAUCUCCAUCACAGACAUCAAUAACUUCUUCAGGGAUUUCAUACAGAAGGGAUACACAAGGAAGCUCAGUCACUUUCCAGGAUCAGAGGAGAAAAACCUCAACCAGAGCUUUGCAGGAGAUUCCUUCAGCUGUGGCAAACAUGAAAGAGGCUACCGGCUGGAGGCUACCAGCACCAACCCGCGUCGGGACUACUUUCAUGGACGCUUCCGGAACGUUCUUCUCACUUCCAUAGCUGUGGUACCCAUCCAAAACCACACUGUGGUCAGCCUAGGCACAGCUGAGGGCCGUGUCAUCCAGGUGGUGCUUUCCCGCUUUGGCAAGACGGAGCCGCAUGUGGAUUUCCGCUUGGACACUCUCCCUGUGUCCUCCGAGAUGGCCCUACUGUCUCCACAGCGUCAUGAUGGCUCCUUAUUGUUGGUAACAGGAAACAAGGUCUCUAAGGUUCCUCUGAUAGGCCCUGGAUGUGAACAGUUGUGGACUUGUAGCUCCUGUCUUCUGGCUCCAGCCUUCAUGGGCUGUGGAUGGUGCAAGACCAGCAAUCACUGCACCAGGGCUCCUCAGUGCUCCCCCUCCCAUUGGAUCCAGGACUCCUGUCCCCUCCUCAUCACGACGAUCUCUCCUUCCUCUGCUCCACUCGGAGGCCACACCAACGUCACAAUCUGUGGCAAAAACUUUGGUUUCAGUAAGAAAGAUCGCUUUGAUACCAAGCUCAUUGAUGUGGUGGUUGCUGGAACAAAGUGUAAAUUGGAAAGGAAAAACAGUAGCAAUAAUCGGUUGGUCUGUGAACUCGAUCAUGUGAACACAUCCAGCGCUGACUCUGUGGUUAGGGUGCGCAGUGGCAAGGAACAGGCCCAGAAAGACGGUUUAUCAUUUGUGAACCCAGUUAUCACAGAGAUCUUCCCAGAGUUUGGACCUAAAUCUGGCGGAACGAUGCUCACUAUCAUGGGUUCAUUCCUGGAUAGUGGAAAUAUGCAACUGGUGACCAUGGGCAAUGCUACCUGUGUGCUGCAGAGUAUUUCAGCCUCAAUGGUGACAUGUCGGACACCACCUCAGCCAUCACGAUCCCAACACAAGGUACAGCUGCACAUUGAUGGAGUGAUUCGUGAAGCUCCUGUCAGCUACACCUACAACGAGAACCCACACAUCUCCAGCAUCCAGCCCAAGCAUUCCUUUAUCAGUGGAGGAAGCACAGUGACAGUGAAUGGUGUCUACCUCCACUCAGCCCUUCAACCUCAGAUGGUUCUCACUGUCGCCACAGAGGGCAAACUCUUCCAAGUGACCUGCAGUCAUGAUGAGGAUAAGCAAAAUAUCCUUUGUAUCACGCCCUCCCUGAAAGACCUCAGUGUUCAGCCCCCAGUUGCCACAAAAAUGAGCUUUGUGUUAGACGGUUUCUCCACCGACCAGUAUGACCUACUGUAUGUUGAAGACCCCAACUUCAAGAAGUUUCAGCAGCCUACAGUCACACUGAGAGACAAGAAGAGCAUUCUGGAGAUUAAGGUCCCCCCUGUGAAUCAGGAGGCGGUGAAAAAUGGCGAGGUGCUGAGAGUUUCGAACCGGACCUGUGAGAGCGUCACUUUGGUGGGCAACACGCUCGAAUGCACCGUACCCAUGGAGCUCCAGUCCGCCGCCAAAGAGCUGGAGGUGGAGUGGAAGCAGGCCACAUCAUCUGUGAUCCUAGGUCGUGUGCUAUUGGCUAAAGACCAGGACUACAGGAUACUGAUCACAGGAGGAGUGUGUGUGUCCAUCUUCCUACUCCUCCUGAUCGCAGUCUUUGUUUGGAUCAAAAGGAAGAAGCAUACUGAUGAUUUAGCUAAGGCUAUGGUUUGGUAUGAUGGCCGGGCUCACAUUCCGCACUUGGACAUGUUGGCAAACGCGAGGAGUGUCAGUCCGACUAAUGAAAUGGUCUCUCACGAGUCGGUGGACUAUAGAACCACUUUGCUUGAGGACCAAAACUUGCCUCUGUCGCAGACCGAGUCCUGCCGGCCUCAUCUCUACGCCCAUGCCCAUGCCCAUGUGGAUCUGUCCCCUAUGCUCGGGCCGAUAGAAGGGGACCUGGCAUCUCCACUGUUGCCUUCUAAUGCACCUGUAGAUCUGAGCAGCCUCCAGCCUGAGCUGCUGAAGGAAGUGCAACACGUGGUCAUCUCCCGGGAAGAUCUGCUCUUACAUCUAAACGAGAUCAUUGGGAGAGGGCACUUUGGCUGCGUGUUCCAUGGAACCCUGCUUGAACCAGAUGGCCAGAAGCAGCACUGCGCCAUCAAGUCCUUAAACCGAAUUACCGAUAUAGAGGAGGUGUCCCAAUUUCUGAAGGAGGGCAUCAUCAUGAAAGAUUUCUGCCAUCCCAAUGUGCUCUCUCUGCUGGGAAUCUGCCUGCCCAGCGAGGGCUCGCCUCUCGUCGUGUUGCCAUACAUGAAGCACGGAGAUCUGCGUAACUUCAUCAGAGAUGAAACUCAUAACCCCACAGUGAAGGACCUGAUGGGUUUCGGACUGCAGGUUGCUAAAGGAAUGGAAUAUCUCGCCAGCAAGAAGUUUGUACACAGAGACCUCGCAGCCAGAAACUGCAUGCUGGAUGAGAGCUACACGGUAAAGGUGGCUGAUUUUGGCCUGGCCAGAGACAUCUAUGAUAAAGAAUACUACAGCAUACACAACAAGAACGGGGUCAAGCUGCCCGUUAAAUGGAUGGCAUUAGAAAGCCUGCAGACACACAAGUUCACCACCAAAUCUGAUGUGUGGUCGUUUGGCGUAUUGCUAUGGGAACUCAUGACCCGGGGCGCCCCGCCUUACUCCGAUGUGAACUCCUUCGACAUCACUAUCUUCCUCUUGCAAGGACGAAGACUACUACAGCCAGAGUUCUGCCCAGAUGCACUAUAUAAUGUCAUGGUCGAAUGCUGGCACCCCAAACCCGAGCGCCGGCCCACCUUCUCAGAGCUCAUGUCCCGCAUCACCACCAUCUUCUCCAGCUUCAGCGGCGAGCACUACAUCCUCCUUAACACCACCUACGUCAACAUCGAUAAGAUGACGCCCUACCCCUCUCUCAUCUCCUCUCAGAGUAACCUCGACCGUGACUGCUGCACCUGAGAGACAAAAACACCAGACAGAGGGAGGAAGAGGAGAGGAGAACAACAACAAAAAGCCAUUGCUGUUCGUGAAAGACACUGGACUGGCCAUCAGGGGUGGCUUUCAUCAUUAAAGGAGGAGGAAAGCGGCCCAAGGACACUGUGAAAGACAUAAAAGGCACGGACACUCCCUUAAUCACUGUAACUAGAUUAUGAUGAGCCGUGACCUGUGGAGUUAAGGUUCUCCAGUCGAGCUUGAGAUGUUCCCGAUCUCCUGGGACAGAGAUAGUGACUCCACUGCCAUUGUGAAAACGGUUGGCAUCCUAUUAACAUUUCAUCUGUAGGGUUGCAUUUUGAUUCUUCUUGCAGUCUGUGGCCAUCUGAUUCAUUUACGCUUGUGGCAGAUGCUUUCAAAUGACUUCAAGAUGUCUCAACUUGUGUUCUCAGAUGUAACCUGAGCGUACGUUGACCAAAUUAUUUUCUGUGAAAAGUGUAAUAAAACGUUGUGUAUGCCUUCAUACUAUGAACUGAGAGCAGCAUAAUGAAGUUAUCAGGAGAACACUGGACUCAAGCGACGUAUGACCAUUUUUUGAGAGACUUUGAUUCUUUGAUUCUUGUGAGGCCUGGAAGUCUGAUCCAGACCGAUAUGAAUUAUUCUGUUUUGUUUAUUUUUGUUAAGAUGAUUGUUUUCUGUCCUGGCCAUUUUCAAUCUUACUGUCGAGAUUUAUUCCGUAGUUCUUUUAUAGUUUUAUGUAAUCUGCUUAA
This is a messenger RNA of Carassius auratus (goldfish), 5099 nucleotides long. Its product is annotated as hepatocyte growth factor receptor-like. Gene Ontology annotation, cellular component: semaphorin receptor complex; plasma membrane. NCBI's taxonomy places the organism in Eukaryota, Metazoa, Chordata, Actinopteri, Cypriniformes, Cyprinidae. The coding region runs from base 202 to 4356 and encodes 1384 amino acids. Gene Ontology annotation, biological process: regulation of cell migration; semaphorin-plexin signaling pathway; cell surface receptor protein tyrosine kinase signaling pathway. Gene Ontology annotation, molecular function: protein binding; ATP binding; semaphorin receptor activity. The transcript is spliced from 21 exons. The record is from RefSeq and is a predicted model, not a curated record.